This is a messenger RNA of Cryptococcus deneoformans JEC21, 1851 nucleotides long. Its product is annotated as expressed protein. Gene Ontology annotation, cellular component: cytoplasm. The coding region runs from base 25 to 1581 and encodes 518 amino acids. The transcript has 4 exons. The record is from RefSeq and is a predicted model, not a curated record. Lineage: Eukaryota; Fungi; Basidiomycota; Tremellomycetes; Tremellales; Cryptococcaceae.
CCCAAUCCCUUGAUCUGCUUCACCAUGUCAGACAACCAGCAUCUGCAAGGCCAAUCUAGUGUCCCAGAAACGCCCGCAAAUACGUCAGAAGUUGAUACAUCGGGCGCGCCGGCCGCAGCAAGCAGCGUCGGGCCCGCUUCGAGCGAGGGGACAGAUCAACAGGACCCUGUCGUGUCGACUUCUUCUUCAAAAGUACAAGAUAUACUACAGCAAAGCAUCAAUCGCGACAACUUUCAGGAAGAAGUUGGACAGGUGAUGGGCACCAUAAACAGUUGGUGGGGGGGCGUCAAGAAACAAUCCGUGUCUACUUUGGCGACUUUAAAGGCCGAUAUAGAUAAAACAGUGACCCAAGCCCAAGCUGACUUUGAAUACCUCAAGGCAGCUAAAAUUGAAGUGGUACGCAAAGACGCCACUUCCGAGCCCACUAGAGUGUCAGCCAAGGAGGAUCAAGAUAUCAGUGCAGAUACUUUGAAAGAAGAACCGAUAAGUGUCCAAAACGAUCAGGACAAGGGAAAAGGGAAAGAAACGGCACAGUCAUCGGCAACGAAUCAGACGAGCCCCCCUGCUUUCUUUACGAAACUCGCUUCUUCAACUAGUCAACUUCAGCAAUCACUCCUAUCCGCUGUACAGUUUACACUCGAUGCCACAACUGCCAACUCGGCACUGUCCAAUCCAAAUGCCUUCCGUCAGCAACUUGUGGAUAAUCUACGCCUGGCCUCCGCUCGAGAGAACUUGCAGCUUUCAGUCAAACAAGCUGAAAAACUGGCUGAAGAAUAUCUGCGCAAAGGAGACCAGUGGGUCAAAGGUGCUGAGAAGUGGAUGGAAGAGGCUGUUAAAGUCGUACCUCCAGAGGGAGAAGAGACUCACGUGGUCAACAUCGGCUGGGAUGGCGGAGAUUGGUACUCCUUUUCAACUUCUGAUAAUACCCCUCUGCACAUAUCAACGAUUGACAAUGGUGCCCCUGGUCCCUCAGCUGCUGGUACCCAGGUCAAGGUUCUGGCCAGCUCUCGUAAGGAUGCACUUUUGAAGCGCCUUCGAGAAGAUAAGCAACUUUUGUUGGUUGAUCCUGAAGGUGAAGGGGAAACUGAGAAAAGGAAAGCAGAGUUCCGUGACUGGGUUAAGACACAAUGGGAAGCACAAAAGACAAAUGGGCGACUGGAGGAUGAGGGUCUUGUGGGUCAUAUUAGGAUGGAGCUUGUGCCUGAGUACCUCACAGAUGAGCAAUUCUGGCAACGUUAUCUAUUCCACAAACAUAUGAUUGAAGAGGAAGAGCAGAAGAGGAAACUGCUCUUGCAAACUUCUCAACAAGACCAGUCAGAUGAUUUCAACUGGGAUGAUGAGCCUGAAGAAACUACCCCCCUGGGUGAUGGGCAGGCAUCCCAUGGUGUAGUCACCCCUAAGGUCAGCCCAGUUGGCAAACUACCUAGUUCAGUGUUCAGUCACUCAAAGGCAAAACUUGCUACUUUGGACUCAACAAGCCCACAUGACUCGGAGGAGAGCUAUGACCUAGUCAGUGAUCAGGGAGGGAAGACUGCCAGGGCUGCCCCUCCUGUGGGAGAUGAUGAUUCUGACUGGGAGUGACAAUGAUUAGUUCUGCCACUUGUUAUUUGUUGUUGUAUAUACUAGCCAAACCAAGCUCAUGUCAAAUAUUUUACAGAUAGGAAAAGACUAUGAUAAAAAAAGUUUCAGAUAGAACUGAUCCCUUGGAUGUUUUUUGGGUUUCCUAGCUGAAGAUGCAGACAUGGUAACAAUUUACUUGCUCAUGAGACUGAAACUUAUGCUUUCAGAAUAUUGCAAUCUGUGUAAGAGGUAGGACAUGUCUUAAAUGGCCCACACCCUUUUUAGGACCCA